Molecule: messenger RNA, 3999 nt
Organism: Morone saxatilis (striped sea-bass)
Lineage: Eukaryota; Metazoa; Chordata; Actinopteri; Moronidae
Product: lisH domain-containing protein ARMC9
Exons: 26
Coding region: 294-2828 (844 amino acids)
Biological process (GO): cilium assembly
Cellular component (GO): ciliary basal body; centriole; ciliary tip
Molecular function (GO): protein binding
Source: RefSeq, a predicted model, not a curated record
UGAAUUUCCCGACGGUUCGGUUGCUAGGUGUUUUAGCGUCCUAACUGUGUACGGUUGCUAGCUAAUGGCCAGCUAACUAACACCAGUUUAAGUGAAGCCCGUACGCUUUGGCUAAAAUGGAUUAUAUAAGUUUCAGUUGUGGAUGAGCACGUUGAAAGCGAUAUAAGCCCGUAGCCGAGGUAAAAUAUGUGCGAAUAAGGCUCUGCAGAAUGCUGGCUGGAGGUAUAAACGUUAUUUCAUGAGAACAGAAGUCUUUUCUGUCGGUAGGUGUUUUAAAGGUUUUGGGCACUCACAUGAGUUCGAGGGAGGCAGCCAAGAUGGGGGACAUCUUGGCAACUGAAGCCGAUCUUCUUGGGAUGGUCAAGGAGUAUCUUAAGUUCGAGGACUUUGAAGAGACUGUUCACAUUUUCGACAAGGAGUGCAAAAACAAAGGCAAGCUCGUCUCAAAGCCUCAAGGAAGUAUUCAGAGGGACUCAAAGACUCGUGUCAUUCAGAAAGACCUCCUUAGCUCUUUUGAUGAUGGAGACCACAAAGUCUUCUUUGAACUGUGGACAGACAAUAUUCCCUCAGAGGUAAAAGAUACAGACCCCGAGGCCCAGAGCCUGGAGUUCUACCUUCACAUCCACUUCACCAUCUACCCACUGAGGAGACACCCUGGUAGACACGACCGAGCUGAGUUUGAGGAGAGGAUUUCCCACUUCAAGCAGUACCUGGAGACUCGAGGAGCAGCGCUGAGCCAAACCACAAAGUUUCUGCCUUACUAUGCGUUGCCUUUCGUUCCCAACCCCACCGUCCAUCCCUCUUUCAAAGAUCUUUUCCAGGAUUCCUGGAUACCGCAGUUGAAGGAUAAGCUGGAGCAGUUUCUGUCAGUGACAUUGAAGCCGUCCAACACCCCAAGGCUUCUGAAUUUAUAUAAGGAGGGAGGAAGGAGUACUAAAGAGGCCAUGCAGCAGCUACAGCUCCAACUGGCUGAAUCGGACCGCCGCAUCGCUAGCUACGUGCGAAAGUUCAACAAGAUGCAGGCCGACUACCACAACCUGAUUGGAAUCACUGCUGAGCUGGUCGACUCAUUGGAGGCCACCGUCAGCGGAAAAAUGAUCUCCCCUGAGUACCUGCAGAGUGUGUGUGUUCGCCUGUUCAGCAGCCAGAUGAGGCAGAGCGUGGUGCAGAGCACUGACUUCACGAGACCUGGCACUGGAUAUUACUCUAUGAGUCCCUAUGAUGAUGGCUAUGCAUCCUCGAUGCUACGAGCAUCCAUCGCACCGCAAAGAUCUAAGGAGGUGCCAAUGCUACCCUCACUAGAUUAUGAAAAGCUGAAGAAAGACCUGUUUGAAGGCCCAGAUAGACUCAGAUCCCUGCUGCUUCAGGCACUACGCUGGAGACUGACUCGUUCACUCCCUGGUGAACAGAGAGACACUGUGCUUCAGGCCUAUAUCAGUAACGAUCUGCUGGAGCGCUACAGCACUAAACAGAAAACCGUGCUUGAUUUAUUGAGAUCGAAGAACGAGAUUGUCCGCCAGUACAUGGCUCGUCUCAUCAAUGCAUUCGCUUCCCUUGCAGAGGGUCGAGUUUAUCUCUCCCAAAUCCCCAUUCUUCUGAAACUUCUGACAGAGGUACUCAGGAAGGAGGAAAAUGACUCCCUCACUAGAGAGAAUGUGCUAGUGGCCCUGCAGAAACUCAGCCUCAGGAGGAGCCAGCAGACGGCCAUGAUAGCAGAUGAUCUGAUUGGCUGGCUGGUGGAUGAGCUUCAGGAUUCAGACUGCCUGAGUGACUACACCCUGGAGUACUCUGCAGCUCUGCUCAUGAACUUGUGUCUGCGAACAAAAGGAAAAAGGAAGUGCGCAGAGAACGCCAAGCAUGUGCUAAAGGUUCUAACUGACCUCCUUGGACAUGAGAACCAUGAGAUUCGACCGUAUGUGAAUGGAGCCUUGUACAGUAUCCUGUGUAUUCCCACCGUGAGACAGGAAGCCAAAGAGAUGAGUGUAGAGGAGAUUCUCCGCUGCUACAGCAAGGAGGAGAACCCAGACCUCAACAGACAAAUUGAGUUCAUCAUUAAACAGCUUAACUCAGCUGAGGAAGAGGGGCCAGAGUCAGACGAUGAAGAAGAGGAGGACGACAAUGAUGAAGAUUUAAUGGAGACAGACCUCGAUACAGAGGAAGUUCUCCAACCACAGCCCAGGGAACUGUCUGGGGAGAGUCUGCUCACCACUGAGUACCUGGGAAUUAUGACCAACAUGGCAAAAGUGAAGAGGAAGUCAACCCCUCUGCCUCAACCAAGUGUCGAUGAACCCUUACAACGACCAGUCACACCAAGUUCUCAUCGCAAUGUCAACAUGGUGGAUUAUCGAUCCGGCAGUCAGGGGGGCGAGGGUAGCAGGGACAGAGAAUAUCCUCUGAGCAGACAGAAGAGCGAGGAAGGGAGCCUGCCUCCUUCACGACACAACUCCCGACCUCCUACACGCUCCGGCAGUCGCCCCAGUACUGCUGACUCCCUACGUCACAGCAUCGAUUCAGAGUGUGGCCGGUUGUCCCAGGAGUCAGAGUUGGACAGGCCAUAUGAAGGGCGAGCCAGAAAAGGACAGUCCCAGGAGGAACACAAUGGACAGUCUGCCAGUGGUGAUUACAUCCCUGCGUUUGCAAGCCAGCCCAAGAUCCCCCGUACACCUGACACAGCAGCCAGCCAGAACAGUGCUCACCGGGGUCGAGGCCCGACUUUGGCACCCCAGUUUUCCCAGUCGGAGCCACAGCAGAGCAGCCGGCCAGGCUCUGCCAGCUCCGCGGGAGGAGGGGGACGACAAAGUGGAAGCAGCCAGUCAAAGAGGAGGUGAAGAGGGGGCUGUCACCAUGAAGUAGCACUAUCUCUCCGGGAGCAUCAGGCUUCCUGUAACUUCAUCCCCCCAGGUUGUGAUCGGGGUCAGGGCAACAGAGAUGGUCGAGGAUCAGCGGCAGGAGGAGGAGGAGGAGGAGGAGGGGCUUGAACAAUGUGGAGGAUUGUGGCUCUGCAUCUCCCCCCCCCCUUCUGCUUCAGCACAGACUUCUUCUGUAACCUGAUAUGAGGUCAGAUGAUAAUCACAACCCCCCAGGUGAUAGUUUUAGGCACACCUAAAUAUGCGUAACGAGAUGCAAGUAUGAUAAUUUGGAAGUAUAGCUCUGAGUCGAGGCAGUACAAGAGAAAAUAUUUGAGCACCUUUCUGUAUCUGCUUACUGGCCUUCUGACAUAAGCACAUUCUUUUCCAUUUUCUUCACAUCAGCAGGGAUAAACAGAGUCCCAGAGAUGCUUCUUUUCCUUGAUGAAUCCUCAAUAUCGGCACUUAAGUCUGAAUACAAGCUGAAGUGUUCAGACUUAAGCACAGAAUUAUUUUAGCUGGUAUUAACUCCAUGUAAACUGUGGAUUACUGGUUAAGGAAACCUGACAUGACUAGGCAUAGAGAUAAAAUGUUCAAUGACCUUUCUGUAAUUACCACGCAUUUAAUUCAUUUAAAAAUUAACCAUGGUAAGGACCUUUUUAUUGUACAGAUAUUUAAAAAAAAAAAAGUCAUACAAAAGUUCUCAUCCUGAUUCUCCAAAUCUAUAACCUUCUGAAUUUCAGUACAUACUGUAUAUAUUGAUUUUUGACUUGGGUGGAAAAUAUCCGUCCACAUAAAUAAAUAAUUGCACCAGCUUUACUUCGAAUAUAAAACAUUAUCUCAUAUCAGAGUGGCUGCUCAUGUUUAUCUUAUGCUCCAUGAAAUGUUUACAAGAAAGACCCACGGUUUGACAUGAACUGUCAGGCUAGCACACAAAAAGAUAUUGCUUAUUACUGUUAUAUACACUACCAUCCGUACGACUUGAAUUUGUGUGAACGUCUUAAAUUCAUUGCAUUGUACAUUUGCACUGUUUCUCCUGUGUUGUGAUGUACAGUAUAUUUAUGUGAACUGCUACAGUUUUGUUGUAAUGGAGUUUGAUAGUACUUGAUUUUGAUACUUUUUAAGUGGUUUUAAAUAAAUGUGUCACAUGUCA